Solea senegalensis (Senegalese sole) is the source of this 952-nucleotide messenger RNA. It is a transcript of the gene fstl3, whose product is annotated as follistatin-like 3 (secreted glycoprotein). The coding region runs from base 186 to 932 and encodes 248 amino acids. Gene Ontology annotation, biological process: regulation of BMP signaling pathway; multicellular organism development; negative regulation of activin receptor signaling pathway. Gene Ontology annotation, molecular function: protein binding; activin binding. The record is from RefSeq and is a predicted model, not a curated record. NCBI's taxonomy places the organism in Eukaryota, Metazoa, Chordata, Actinopteri, Pleuronectiformes, Soleidae. The transcript has 5 exons.
AUAUUUAUACUGAGGGGGAACGACAUCACUUAUCCACAACACAUCCAUUCACAUAAGGGAGGGCUACUUCCAGAGUGGAGCAAGAGUGAUCCCACUCCGUUGGUCCGAGUAACAUCACUUUUCCCUGCUGACAUUUGCACUCACAAGUUUUCACAGGAAGGUUUUUGUGCAAAGCAAAGAACACCAUGAGCAUUUUGAUUUUUGUUUUUGGGUUGAUACUGACUUUGUAUCAGACUGGGAGGAAUCCAGCCAGUGCCGGGAUGUGCUGGCUGCAGCAGGGCCAAAGGUGCGACAUGGUGCUGAUGAGAGGAGUGACCAGAGAAGAGUGUUGUGCUGGGGACCGUCUGGACACAGCGUGGUCCAACACCAGUCUGCCCAUGAAUGAGGUCAGCCUGCUGGGCUUCCUGGGAAUUGUGUCCUGUAAACCAUGCAAAGAGACUUGUGAGGGAGUCAAAUGCAGUCCCGGGAAGGUUUGCCGGAUGAUGACGGGAAGGCCGCAGUGUGUGUGCUCACCAGACUGCUCUCACAUUUCCCGGAAGCAUGCUGUGUGCGGCAGCGAUGGAAAGACAUACAAGGAUGAGUGUGCUCUGCUGCUGGCUCGCUGCAUGGGACACCCAGACCUGGAGGUCAUGUACCAGGGAGAGUGCAAAAAAUCCUGCUCCAACGUGGUUUGUCCGGGAACUCACACCUGCGUGACUGACCAGACCAACAGUGCCCACUGUGUCAUGUGCCGCACGACACCCUGUCCAAUACCAAUGCCGUCUGAGCAGCCAAUCUGUGGCAAUGACAACAUCACCUACCCCAGUGCCUGCCACCUGCGCCGGGCCACCUGCUUCCUUGGCCGCUCCAUAGGACUCCGCCACUACGGCCACUGCAACACUCCUCCACGGAAAGCUCACAGUUUUGAUGGCAGUGAGGAGAAUGCAGUCUAGAUGUGCGACUCGGAUGAGGG